Molecule: messenger RNA, 1868 nt
Organism: Dermacentor andersoni
Lineage: Eukaryota; Metazoa; Arthropoda; Arachnida; Ixodida; Ixodidae
Biological process (GO): ubiquinone biosynthetic process
Molecular function (GO): polyprenyldihydroxybenzoate methyltransferase activity
Source: RefSeq, a predicted model, not a curated record
GCUGUCGGUGUUUUCUUUCAUGACUACUUCUGGGCUGUGAUUCUGAAAAUUCCGAGGAAUAACGUCGUCAAGAAUGUAAGACAAGGUGUGAGCAACUUUUUUGACAGAAUAUUGUGGCAAUAUAAAUCGCAUAUAUAGCACGCCAUAUAGCAAGGCGUGGAAUAUACAUACACCUAAAUAUAUACGGGAAUUUUUGCUCACGGGGACACCGACACCGGGCUUCCUGAGACACGGGGCCCUUAACGCUGUCGCGUUAAGAGAAGUGUGGGGUUUUAUGUGCCAAAACCACUAUCAGAUUAUGAGGCGUGGCGUAGUGGACGAAUCCAGAUUAAUUUUGAACAUCCGGUCUUUCUUUCCUUUUUUUUUUUUUACCUUGCACCCAACGAACAGUAGACAAGCGUUCUUGCCUUCCGCCCCCAACGGAAAGCAGCCGCCGCCUCCGGGAUAAAAUCCGCGACCGCAAGCGCAACUGAGAUACCGCUGCGGGUGGAGUGUAUUACGCGCUCAAAAAAAAAAAAAAAAAAAAAAUAGCGUGAACAAUCUCGUCGUGUCCUUGGCCCUGCGUGUCAGAGACUCUGCGACAAUGCCUUAUCAGUCUUGUCCGCUUGCCACUGUGCGCCUAGGCGUCAGCUGUUUCACACACACCAUACCACCUUUGCUUCAGCCAGAACAGUGGAACAGAACUCAAGCGACGACAGGUCAAAAUGUCGGGGCUUUCGGAAGACAAGCGGCAGUCCGCGGAGAUGAUGUUCGGCGCCGAGGAAGUGCCAGCCUGCUACGACUCUGUCAUGCACCACAACCGCGAGGCCAUGAAGGUGUUUCUGGAGAGAUACAAGGAUUCUUUCUUUGCGGUCGAGAACGGUGCCCAGUGUGCGGAUUGCCAGUGGUUGGACGUCGGCUGUGGUCCAGGAAAGUUCACUAAGAACUAUUUGCUCCCGCACGCACCUUCGUCCUUGCGAAGACUGGUGGCGGCCGAUUUCUCACAGGCCAUGCUGGAUCACGCCGCAAGAAACCAUGCACAUCCGAAGAUAGCGUACCGCCUUCUCGACAUCGCAAACGACAAAGCCGUGUCGGCGUUUGCCGCGCGCGAAGGUCUCUUCGAGCGCGUAUGCUGCUUCCUGACGCUGCAUUGGAUCCGCGACAAGGCGGCCGCCCUCCGAAACCUGGAGCAUCUCACGGCCCCCGGGGGAGAGUGCUUGGUGGUGUUCAACCCGCGCGUGUCAGUGCAGCAGGUGUUACGUGCCAUGAUUGCGUCCGGCAAGUGGAAAAGACACGAACACGUUCUCAAAUCUGGUCUCCCGGAGUCCUGGGAGCUUUACGACGUUGACACCAUGGUAUCAAAGCUCGAAGGACUAGUCGCAUCAACAAGCCUGGUGGCCCUGUCGUGUGAAGUUGUGCCUCUGCAGGUCGGGAGUCCCGAAAUUGACGUAGAAGUGUUCUGUGUGCCCAUAUACCGAUAUAUCGGCACAUGAAAAAGGAAGACCAGGCUGAAGUGGAAGAGUUUGUCAGAAACUUGGCUCUCCAAAACGGCUGCGUGAACUUCUCGACUACGGGCAUAACGCACCAACUUAGAUGCGUCGUUCAUGCCCGCAAACCAGUGUUGUCAAGUUAAAACAACCAGUUAGACCUGCCAGAAGCCUUCUGUUCGGCGUCCGAAACCUCCACCGCUGCUAACAAGACCGACAGUUCAAAUUAACUUCACAAGUUUAGAAGCUCAGGCCAGUUGGUGUAGCGAUAUUAUUUUUUAUACCACUCCAAUCGAAGACGGUUACUGGGAAUAUUGGAGGUGGCCACAAAGUUGCUACAUGCAGGUGUAUAAAUGCACAUUCCGAAGUAUUGGCGGAAAAAUAAAUAGUUUGCCUGGGGAA